AUGGAUUUGCGAAACAACCUCUUUGGCAAGGGACCCCGAGGUGGGCUUCCUGGACGACAAGUCCCCGGAGGACCACCGUCAGGUGGCGGCUACGGUCAAGCACCUCCACCUCCGUCGCGAGACAAUUAUUCCCAACCACAGCAACAACGGCCACCACCUACAUCUCCAGGUUACGGUGGAUCCCCAGCAGCAAUGAGUCGUCCUCAACGAUCAUCUGGCGGCUAUGGCGGCCAACCUGCCGGUGCUUCCACCGGCUACUCCAGUGCUCCUGCCAUCCCGCUACGAAUGGAGAAGCUUCCCAAGGGCUCUCUCGCCGAUCAAUACAUUUUCAGCAAUCUUUCGGCUGUUUCUCAACGUGACUUUCCAAGCAGAGAUGGAAACGACGUCUACGUACUGUUAAGGGGCGCUCAAAUGCAAGGAGAAUAUGUCGUGACGGCUCGACCGACUCCAGGGUUCCCCGACGGCUGCAUCAGCCUUUCAGACCCCCAACGACAAUGGUGUGGCAUUGGGUUAACCGACACGUUCACUGGAGAGCAAUAUGACCCCUUCUCUCAGGGGAAGACCGUCUAUUUGGGCAUUCUAGAUGUGGAGAUAUCAUUUGCUUCCCAGCGAAAGAUCACCGACACCCCCUACGACCAGGAUCAAUUGUCAGACAUCUUUCUCAAGCAGUACCAGAGUCAGAUCUUCUCUCCGGGCCAGCGUUUCCUCAUGGACUUGAAGGGCAUCCCCCUGUCUUUCGUAGUGAAAGCUAUACAGCUCGUCGAUCUGAGCAUGGAGAAGGGAGCCAGUUCGAGCGUACCGUCCACCAGUGCACCCAACGCCCGGGGUAUCCUAACCAACAUGACGACUAUCAACUUCUUCAAGGGUGCCCAAUCUCCCAUCAAGCUGAAGGGUUCCGCACGAAGACCGGCAGCCAAUGCCAUCAUCCGUCCCGACUUCAAGUUCGAGGAUAUGGGUAUCGGCGGCUUGGAUGACGAGUUCUCAACCAUAUUCCGCAGAGCUUUUCUGUCCCGCAUCAUGCCUCCAGGCAUCGUCGAGCAGAUGGGAUUGCCUCACGUCAAGGGCUUAUUAUUAUUUGGCCCACCAGGAACCGGAAAGACGUUGAUUGCUCGUCAAAUCGGCAAGAUGCUCAACGCCCGCGAGCCGAAGAUUAUUAACGGUCCCGAGAUACUGAACAAGUUUGUCGGUCAAUCCGAGGAGAAUGUCCGCAAGAUGUUCGCCGACGCAGAGAAGGAGUACAAAGAAAAGGGGGAGGAGAGUGAGCUCCACAUUAUCAUCUUCGACGAGCUGGACGCCGUUUGCAAGCAGAGAGGUAGCAGCUCCGGCGGCACAGGGGUGGGAGACAGCGUAGUGAACCAGCUGCUGACAAAGCUGGACGGUGUCGAGCAGCUGAACAACAUUCUUCUUAUUGGCAUGACCAAUCGAAAGGACAUGAUCGACGAGGCUCUACUCCGUCCCGGUCGUCUGGAGGUCCACGUCGAGAUCUCCCUGCCUGACGAACAUGGUCGACAGCAGAUUCUUAAAAUCCACACCAACAAGCUUCGUGUGAAUGGACGACUAGCCGGGGACGUCAACAUUGGGGAGCUUGCAGCCAAGACUAAAAACUUUUCUGGUGCUGAGAUCAUCGGCCUGGUGAAGGCUGCCGCGUCCUACGCGUUUGGCCGAAAUACCAAAAUGGGUGGCAUGGCCGUUGUCCCCGACAACAUUCAGGACAUGCAGGUUGAGCAUGCAGACUUCCUAAGGGCCCUGGACGACGUGAAGCCGGCAUUCGGCGUGUCGGAAGAAGCACUGGUGCAAUCCGCUCCAUGGGGCAUCAUUCCCUUCAGCCCUCAUAUCCAACGGAUUCGCGACGACGGGCAAGCUUUUGCCGAUCAGAUCUCCAAGUCCGAAGACUUGCCUCUCUUUUCAGUCCUGCUUCAUGGCCCCCGGGGAUCCGGAAAGACUGCCCUUGCUGCUGAUAUUGGCUUGAAGAGCGAUUUCCCAUUCGUCAAGCUCGUUAGUGCGAAGGAUAUGCCUGGCAUGGGCGAAACUGGAAAGAUUGAGAUGUUAAAGCGUGUCUUCAGUGAUGCCUACAAGUCACAAAUCAGCAUGGUCAUCCUGGAUGACAUUGAUGACAUGAUUGAGUGGUCGCCAGUUGGUCCGCGUUUCCAAAACAGUGUACUGAACGCAAUCGCGCUGUUGUUGAAGACAAAGCCCCCCAAGCGUCGUCGUCUUCUCAUCAUUGGAACCACCUCCCGGCGCGGUGUUCUCCAACAGCUGGAUAUCCGCGGCUUCAACCGUGAAAUUGCCGUACCUGCCGUAUCCGAUCACCGCCAACUGACAGCUCUUCUCUCGAACAGCGGCGCCUUCCCCGACCCUGCCGAGAUCAAUGAAUCUGUAUAUGAGCUUCAGAACCUUAUCGGCUCGGACAGGGUUGACGUGGGGGUUUCGGAGAUCAUUGCCACGUUGAAGACGUCGCAGUCGAAGGCAAAGCGCGACCAGCGGCCUCUGGGCCAAAUCUUCGCUGGUGAACUGGCGGAUGUCAUAAAUAUGAAUAACAUGUAG
Molecule: messenger RNA, 2544 nt
Organism: Pseudomassariella vexata
Lineage: Eukaryota; Fungi; Ascomycota; Sordariomycetes; Amphisphaeriales; Pseudomassariaceae
Product: vesicular-fusion protein-like protein sec18
Exons: 2
Coding region: 1-2544 (847 amino acids)
Biological process (GO): intra-Golgi vesicle-mediated transport; Golgi to plasma membrane protein transport; SNARE complex disassembly
Cellular component (GO): Golgi stack
Molecular function (GO): ATP hydrolysis activity; ATP binding
Source: RefSeq, a predicted model, not a curated record